Molecule: messenger RNA, 585 nt
Organism: Rhipicephalus sanguineus (brown dog tick)
Lineage: Eukaryota; Metazoa; Arthropoda; Arachnida; Ixodida; Ixodidae
Exons: 1
Coding region: 1-585 (194 amino acids)
Source: RefSeq, a predicted model, not a curated record
AUGAUGAAGCUCCCUACCCAGUUGGCUGAGGUCGCCGGUGUUCAGCACGCGCUGUAUGCGGACGACAUCACCAUCUGGGCAACACAAGGAUCGGUUGGAGAGAUCGAGACCAACCUGCAACAAGCGGCAGCUAUUGUGGACGAAUACGCUCGUCGCUGUGGUCUUGAGUGCUCCCCGAGCAAAUCGGAAUUCGUGCACCUUCGCCCCAACUCGAAGUGCACAACCAAAAUUGCCCUCUCUCUACUUAGCGGACCGAUACCCGAACGCGAGGAAAUCCGCGUGUUGGGGCUUUUCAUUCAUCAAAGGCGCAAAAUUGACACUACCCUACACAAGAUACGAAUGGUGGGUGACCAGGUGGGCCGUAUGGUUCGUCGGGUAUCCAAUAAAAGGGGGGGACUACGAUGCAAAGAUGCCCUGCGGCUGGCUAAUGCGUUCGUCACCAGCCGAAUUUUAUAUUCGGCUCCCUACCUCCACCUCCGCAAAUGCGAUGAGAAUGCCUUGGAUGUAGUUCUCCGCAAGGUUUACAAGAGAGCACUCGAUCUCCCCAUAACGACGUCCAACCAGCGUCUCCUCGGUUGGGGAUGA